ACCUGUAUAAUACCUGUAGACUUGUUAUUGAACAUAAGUUAGAUUUAGCAGCAAAAUGGCCCGUGAAGCUGCUAUGUGUAUCCCACUAAACUGCAGAGGCCUGCAAGUGCUAGGGUUUCCUAUCAAAGAUAAGAUCUUCCUUAGCGUACAUCAGCUAGCUAUUGAAUUGUGGAAAGCAUACGACACUCCCCGAGUUUCGGUGCAAAGAAAAAUCAACGAUCUAGGGAUUAAAAUUGUGAUCAGCGAUCGAAGCAUGAUACGUCUGUUACGUGCUGCAGGAAUAAUAGAGAACUUCAGAGCCACAAUGAUACUGCUCAGAGAUGCUGAGAUAUUGUGUGAUGCUCUAGACUACUCCAGGAAGAAACGAGGACUCGCGAAGCAUGCAUUGCAAUCCAAACACAAACCUGGAGAGAGGUCAACACGCCGUGAGGAGCUAAGUGCGAAGAAAUUCACAGAAAAAUUCACCAGCCUCUACGAUGUGGAUGUUUUGCAAGCACAUUCUGUCGACAGCGUUUCCUUGACGAGAUCUCAAAUUGAACCACAACAUGAUAAUCAUGACCGAGAGUGUUCAUCAUUUAGAGACACACUUUCACCUGAUCUUCACUUGGAACUUCAUAUAGACACUCUUCUUGUUGCAAAUGAGCCUGUCAUUCUGGGAGAAGAUCCUUAUGAAGAAAUAAAACUGGUGUCAUUAGAAGCUUGGAAAUUGUCCAUUCAUCGUUCUAUGGAUUUGCCGCCUCAGCUCCAUCUUUAUCAUUCGCCGACAAAUCAACCAAUUAGAUUACAGACAAGUAAAUUCAUGCACACAGAAGCAAGCUACGAAGAAGAUACCUAUAAACCGCUAAGUUCACCAAAUACGGAAACUAGUGAAUUUGACGAAAUUUAUUCGUCUCCGAGCACAAGAUCAGGACAUCCCUCAAGAAGCUCUGACACACCCGAGCGAUUUCUGUACCUCCAGGGCAGCAGCAGCGAUUCUGAAGAGGACAUUAGCAGAGAGGUCAAAGUUCACGGAGGGACUUUUCCAUUGAUUGAUUCUGACGAGAGGACAUUUAAUUAUGGUGACAAGCAUCCUUCCAAGCGCAUAGUGGGUACCAAGCUGAGACACUUUGCACAAACGUCGUCACCACGGACAAUUGCCAAUGACCCCUCCCCCAACUCUCUCUCCAUACCUAGUGCAACUCAAAUCCCUUCCACUUCACGAAUUGAGCCGACCAUCGUGACUGGAAAAAAAAAGAGAGGCCGUCCACCGAAAGUGAAACAUCCAAGACCGACAGCACUCAGCACAUUUGCAACCAAGAAACGUCCAAUCAGUCGAACUCCGACCCCCCUCGAGGAUGGUGAUAGACAAUUAAGAAGAAUGGGCGAAUUUCAAGGGGAGCCUCCUUCAUUAAGAGCUGAUAUUGACAAACAGACUGAAGUUACCAAACGUCAAGCGCCGUCUUUGCUACAACUAUCCACUGCUCAUAACUUAUACACUGACUCAACGAACACGCCCGCUAAUUCAGUUUUGGACGAUGAUAUCGGUUCUGUCGCAAGUGUAUCGACCAAUAGCUCGGGUCAAAGGUCAUCUACAAGGGUCACCAGACGUACUAGAGCGAGUGAAAAAGAAAAACAGGCUCCGUUUAGAUUCAACGAUUUGUUUAAUUUCUACCCCCCAAAACUUAUAGUUCGAGACGGUGAAUUGGUACCCGAGCAAAGCCUCUCUGUAAAACAUAUGGAUAGAGUUUCAAUAAGCAAUCUCCCUGAGUCACAUCCGUUCAUGAAUUGGCGGGUGGGGGAACCCGUGUCUGAGAACGAGGAGGAGUCAAGUAAGAACAACAGUCGGAAGCGAAAAACUUUUACAUAAAUCUUUUUUGUAUAAUACUUUCUAUAUGUGGCACUCCUCUGCAAUCUCUUGUAUUUGUAUAAUUAUAAUCAUCCAUCA
This is a messenger RNA of Halichondria panicea, 1924 nucleotides long. RefSeq lists its product as uncharacterized. The transcript has 2 exons. Lineage: Eukaryota; Metazoa; Porifera; Demospongiae; Suberitida; Halichondriidae. The record is from RefSeq and is a predicted model, not a curated record. The coding region runs from base 56 to 1846 and encodes 596 amino acids.